AUAUAUAAGCAGAAAGGCUUUGAAAAGUAUCCAGUAUUCACAUCGCUUCGCAAUGUUGAAGAUAUUUGUUCUAUUAGCGGCGUUGAUCGCGGUCGAAGCUGUGGCACCUCACGGUCACGGGCACGAAGAAAAAGACUACUAUGUAGAACCUCAUUACAGUUAUGAGUAUGAAGUUAAAGAUCCCCAUACUGGAGAUUUCAAGACGCACAAGGAGGUACGCAAAGGCAAGCACACCGAAGGAGUUUAUAGUCUUCACGAGCCUGAUGGAUCGCAGAGGACUGUCGAGUACCUCGUUGAAGGGAAAUCUGGUUUUGUAACCAAACAGCAUAGAGAAACUAAACAUAGCUACGGAGGAAAUCACGGAGGAUACGGAAGUGGCGGCAACGGUGGUCACGGAGGGUACGGUGGAGGAGAAGCUUCUUCUCAUGCUAGUUUUGAAUUAAGCCACGGUGGAAAAGGAUUUGGUUCCGGAAGUUCCGGCAACGGAUUCGAACACGGACUCAAAUAUGGUGGCCAACAGUCUGGUCAAUCUGAUAGCGGUGGAUAUGGACACGAAUUCGGAGGCUCUAACGGAGGUUCGCCUCAUUCUUAUUUCCAGUUUGGAAAUGACGGUGAAGGUUUUAAAUCAGAGGGUGGAUCACUCUUCGGUGGUUACAAACAAAACGCAGGAGGAUCUCUUGGAUAUGGUAGUGGCGGCAACGGUGGAAAAGCAAGCUUCGGGUUUCACAGCAGUGGAGGUGCUGAGUCUGGAUUCGGAGGAGGAAGUAAAUUUGGCGGUUAUGCUCAAUUCGGUGAAGGGUCUGGAUAUAAGUCAAGCGGUUCCCAAUCGGGAGGCUUUAAUGUAGGUCAAGGAAAACUAUCUGGUAAAUACGCUGGAUUGUACCACCGUCAGGCUGCUAACAAAGGAGUUCAGAACAAUGGCGGUGAUUCCCAAGUCUCCUACCAUUCAUCUCCGCUUCAUUAUGGCAAAUAUUCUUUGGGCUUCAAUCUUCAAGAACAGUCUGGUCAUGGAGGACAACAAUCGGGAUAUGGUCUUGGACAAUCCGGAUUCCACGGUCUUCAACAAUCUGGUCAUGGGCUUGAGCAGUCCGGAUAUCACGGACUCGAACAGUCUGGACAAGCUCUUGGACACUCAGGAUUCCACGGACUUCAACAGUCCGGACACGUCCUAGGAUAUGGUCAUCAACUCUCCGGAUUUAACGGUCAGCAACAGUCUGGACAUGGUCUUGGCGAGUCAGGGUUCUACGGUCUCCAACAGGGCGGUCAUGGGCUUGGACUCUCCGGAUACCACGGACUCGAACAGUCUGGUCACAGUCUCGGCGAGUCAGGGUUCCACGGACUCCAACAAUCCGGACACGUCCUAGGAUAUGGUCAUCAACUCUCCGGAUUUAACGGACAGCAACAAUCUGGAUAUGGUCAUCAACUCUCCGGAUUUGGCGGACAACAACAAUCUGGAUACGGUCAUGAACUCUCCGGAUUUAACGGACACCAACAAUCUGGCUAUGGAGGCAAUCAGGCAGGCAAAGGGCAAUCUGGUGUCGGACAAUCCGGAUACCACGGACACGGGCAGUCUGGAUAUGGACAACAGGGUUCAGGAGGCCAUGGCAGUGCCAGAUCAUACGCCUACUUCAAACAAUUGCCUAAUUCCGGCAAGGGACCAUCCCCAGCUUAUGCGAAAAAAGUCCAUAAACAUGAAUACUAAGUCACUGACAAGUCUGAUGUAAUUUUUAAUUUCUGUACAGUUUUAUAAAUACAG
This is a messenger RNA of Cimex lectularius (bed bug), 1756 nucleotides long. RefSeq names its product glycine-rich cell wall structural protein 1.8-like. The record is from RefSeq and is a predicted model, not a curated record. The coding region runs from base 53 to 1702 and encodes 549 amino acids. Lineage: Eukaryota; Metazoa; Arthropoda; Insecta; Hemiptera; Cimicidae. The transcript is spliced from 2 exons.